Malus domestica (apple) is the source of this 1465-nucleotide messenger RNA. NCBI's taxonomy places the organism in Eukaryota, Viridiplantae, Streptophyta, Magnoliopsida, Rosales, Rosaceae. The record is from RefSeq and is a predicted model, not a curated record.
CUAAACACAUAGCCUGCGAAGAAGACAAAUCAGUCAACAAUUCAAACCCCCGGAUUAAAGAGUUUAGCACUUCUGAAGCCACUUCCUGGUCUUCCCCUUCCCGCCGGUGACUUCCUCCGCUGGCUCCUCCCUUCCUCCCUCCCUCCCUGGUGGUACACUUGCAGGGAUUCUGUUUGAAUUAGUGAAUACUACGGUGGUGUGAAAAGGGUGUUAAUUUGCAACAUCCAGUGGUGGAGAUGUCGGAGAAAGGAGGAAAGGGGUUUUCUUUGCCUAAACCUUCGCUGAAAUCUACCCCUCCUAGCUCAAAGGAUGGUAAGGAUGAUAGCUCGACAAAGUCCAAGAAGGGAAGACGAGUUCAGUUCGAUUCUGAAGGUUCCCGGGAACCCAAAUCAAACUUUUCGUCAAAAUUUUAUCGCCCAGCUGCUGCUUCAGGGAAAGCUGAUUGGGGCAAGGGGGGAAAAGGAGACACAAUCGCAAAUGCUAAAAAGAAAGAACCACAGCCACUGGAGCUCAAAAUUGAGCAGGAACUUCCGAAGAGUGUCAAAUGUAUGAUGGAUUGUGAGGCUGCCGAUAUAUUACAAGGCAUCCAGGAGCAGAUGGUCAUGUUGUCUAAAGAUCCUACUAUUAAAAUCCCUGUAUCAUUCGACAAGGGACUGCAGUAUGCCAACAGCACCAGCCGUUAUACACAUCCCCAAUCUGGGAGACACGUUCUUGAGACUCUAAAAAAAUAUGGUGUCAAAGAUGGAGAGGUAUGUGUGAUUGCCAAUGUUUGUCCAGAAACCACCGAUGAAGUUUUUGCUUUAGUACCAUCCUUGAAGGGGAAUAUGUGGUAUUCACUUCUUGGAUUAAUUACUAUUCAAAAAUUGAUAAUCUCCAAUCUAUUUGCAUGUUACUCACUUUGAAUGGAGAAAGUCAUGAAUUGGGGAAAGGAAAGAAUGGAUGGGUAUGGGGUCAACUGGCCCCUCCUAAUCGAUCCGAUUCUGAUUUUUUUAGGCAUUGGAUUACAGAUUGUAUGGUGGGACCCAUACUCUUUUUUAUUCCAUGUUUGUUACUAACACACGGGAAUUUUGGAAUUGGAAUAGUCCAAAACCCAUGUUUUAGUAAACACCAGGAAGUCAAGAUUGGGAAUAAUUCCAUACCCAUUCCAUGUAAGUAAACUUGCCAUUGUGGAAAGAGAAUGUUGGAGCAUUGAUCCUUGGACUUUUUCCCAAUUGGAGUUUUGGUCCCUAAACUAAAAUCUGUGAGUAUUGGCCCUUGAACUUCGCACACUAUGGAGCGAUGGUCCUUUUGGGGAACUCCGUUUGAACUUUCAUCCAAUAUAAAAGGUUUAAAGGGGGAAAUAAAGGAUGGAAGUUCUAACGGGAUUACCCAAAAGGACCAGUGCUCCACAUUGUGAUAAGUUCAUGGAUCAACACUCACAGAUUUUUAAUUCGUGAACCAAAGCUGCCUUUUGACUAAAGUUGGG